Molecule: messenger RNA, 1925 nt
Organism: Closterium sp. NIES-67
Lineage: Eukaryota; Viridiplantae; Streptophyta; Zygnematophyceae; Desmidiales; Closteriaceae
Source: the annotation of a GenBank genome assembly
UUCGAAGUCAUACCACCUCGACGCUACUCUGGCGCCAGUCGUAAUUUGUGCCUCUCGAACGGAUCUGCUCACGGAUCUCCUCACUGAUCGCAGACCAGCAUACCAUCUAGCGACUCCAAGCAGGACAGUAUUACACCCAACUCCUCCAGUAAUUCGGCCUCCUGUAUCUUUCACUCCCCCGGAACAGUUUCUUUCUUCCAAGGAUUUGUCAUGGCCACCAAACGGCUCUCGAUCUCGGUGCUUCUCCUGCCACUCUUUGUCGCUCUUCUCCUCAACACCUUCCCCGCAGCAACCGCUCUCCCUGUCCGACGAUCCCUCCUAGGCCGCCUCCUGAAGCCGCUUCUAACCCACGUCGGUCUCGGGAGCACGGCAGCGCUACAAGGCAGUACGACUACUAGCAGCGUCGCCGCGUGGAGGGACGUGUAUCGGCGGCAGCUUAUAUCGAGGAUCGAGCCUACGGACGACAAGAAUCUCGUCCUUCCGCCCGCAGCCAAGACGCGGGUGACAGAAUCGAUAUCGACUGGGUCAAUCGCCGCACCCGCCGCCGCCGUCACCGCCACCACCGCCACUCCCAGCACCAAUAAGAAUUCACCCGUUUCUGCAACCGCCGCCACUCCGAAUGCUAACGCCGCGCUAAAACGUGCCUCGAGAACCGCACCUAAGAAGAGCGCGUCUGAGAAGACCACGACUCAGAAGAACGCGACUGCAGAGAGCGCGACUGAGAAGAUAACGGUUUCAAGAGUUCUCCCACAGGCCACCGUAUCUCAGAAGCGUUUGCCCAUCCGCCGAUCCGUGCUCUCAGACAUGGCGCCGGCGUCAGCACCAGCCCCAGUCCCCACCGCCCCCAGGCGCCGCAUGAUGCGCCGCUCCCUCCGCCACCAGCUCCGCCGCCGGUCCGCUCUCUCGGACAUGCCCGCGUCAGCGCCCACAGCCCCCCCACCCACUGCGGCUAGCGGCCGCCAACUCCGCCGCCAGCUCCGCCGGUCUAUGAUGGCUUCUGCUCCCGCGUCCCAGCCCUCCGUUCGCGGCCGGUUCAUGCUCGAAUCGCACGGCGAUGAUCAUCAUCACGCGCCCCGCGACCAGGCCCUCUCCAGCGCUCCUUGCCCCGAGGGCCCCCAAGAGCCUCCCCGCGGGGAAGAUUUUGCGCCGUUCCCCCUCGAAUGCUGGAACCCUAAACCCUCCGCGUGUGACCUGGCUUUCGACGGAUCGACGGACGAGAUUCCUACGAUCACUCUUCCCUCUUUGGUGACCGAUGCACCGCUCGAUAUAACGCCAUCCGAGAUUGUGUCAAUCGUCGGCGGUACGCUAGCGGAAGUGGCGGAAGCGAAGGGGAACAGCUCAGCUCUGGUUUGCGCGGAUGUCCCUAGGUUUGAUGGAAUUGCACAAGUUCCCGACGGCGUUUUUGAGAUCCGCGGGCCCAGCGAGCUCGUCUACAACGGGCAGCUGAUGAAAAGUUAUUUCGAAAACGGCGAGAAUGAUCAGUGGGUGAACGCGUUCCGCUCCGGAGCUGCCAGAGAAGACGGCGCGCUUGUACGCGUUCAGAUCGGAUCCGCUACACUUAACGUUUUCGGAGCGGAAGUAAAGGUCGGUAUGGACGACAAAAAUACCCCUUCUGGCUCGGAAUUAUCCAACAGAAAUUUCCCCGAUAUAAGCCCUGGCCCGUUCGCCGACGAAUCCGACGGCGCAAGCAGCGCUGGUGGCAGUGAUGCGAGCGACGGUGCAGCUGACGAUUUAGGCGAAGACGAGAUCCUCACUACGAACAGCGAUGAUCUGCUCGCUGCUCCCGAGGGCGGUAGAUAUCUUCCUUAUGAGCGACGCUGCGUGCUGUUUAGGGUGAAGAGCGCUUGAAAGCUCUGGUAGCAUGCUUCCCGUAUACAGUAGUCAGUGUGCAGUUACAUUUGUAUAGAUAGGUAUGCUUUCUAUUU